AUGUCUCCUUCGCCAAAGACUUUCCUCAUUGUCGGCGCGACCGGCAAUACCGGAAAGGCUGUCGUGCUCGAGCUUGCGCGUCUUCUUCCUGCUUCGGAAAGCUUUUUCGGCUACCGUAUCUUGGCUCUCACUCGCUCUGCCACGAGUCAAGCUGCUCAGGACCUGGCCAAACAUGGCGUUGAAGUCGAAGAGUACUCCUGGCCUGAGAUAACCGCGGACUGGUUGCAGAAGAGGAACGUUAGACGUGCUUUCAUUGCCUCGCACAAUGAACCACACCAUUUUGCGGAAGAAUCUACCUUCCACCGAGAAGCCCUCGAAGCUGGAGUCAACUACGUUGUUCGCAUUUCAACCACGGCAGCCAAUGUAGAGCCGGAUUGCCGGGCCUAUUACCCACGAGCACACUGGGCCAUCGAACACAUGCUGUCGCAACCUCAAUACUCAAAUUUGCAAUGGACGUCGCUUCAGCCAAACGUCUUUCACGCUUAUUACCUCAACACGGCCGCACAAUUUAUUCACGAGCAUCAUAAGAGCGGAAACGUCAAAGCAGGUCGACUGCACUUACAAGCCAACGAGGACGGACUGACUGCCCCGAUUGAUCCCGGUGAGGUUGGCAUUGUCGCUGCCAGACUUCUUGGUCAGGAAGACGUCGGCCCAUACAACCAUGCAAAGCUCGUCUUGCAAGGACCAACAGACAUAACUGGACGCGACAUUGUACGCAUGGUCGAGAGGCGCAUUGGAACAAAGGUAGAAGAUAUUAAGUAUAAAGAUCUCGCUUACCUGGAUGAGUACUUUCAGAAAGGCCCACACAGCUGCAACGUCAUGUCAUCCAUCAAAUAUGCCUUCAUCGUGGGCUGGGACGGCAAGAACACGGCAGACACUACCUCCGAGCAGGUCCGCAAGCUCGGACCUCCGACUGUAGGACCGGAGGAAGCGCUUGAUAAGAUGAUUGCCGCACUCAAAAUGCAACAUGCAUGA
Pseudozyma hubeiensis SY62 is the source of this 975-nucleotide messenger RNA. RefSeq names its product nmrA-like protein. The record is from RefSeq and is a predicted model, not a curated record. The transcript has a single exon. NCBI's taxonomy places the organism in Eukaryota, Fungi, Basidiomycota, Ustilaginomycetes, Ustilaginales, Ustilaginaceae. The coding region runs from base 1 to 975 and encodes 324 amino acids.